Molecule: messenger RNA, 905 nt
Organism: Egretta garzetta (little egret)
Lineage: Eukaryota; Metazoa; Chordata; Aves; Pelecaniformes; Ardeidae
Gene: ZMAT2
Product: zinc finger matrin-type 2
Exons: 6
Coding region: 1-606 (201 amino acids)
Biological process (GO): mRNA splicing, via spliceosome
Cellular component (GO): spliceosomal complex; U4/U6 x U5 tri-snRNP complex
Molecular function (GO): nucleic acid binding; zinc ion binding
Source: RefSeq, a predicted model, not a curated record
AUGAGCGAGGUGGAUGCCAUUGGUACUAAGAACUUGGACUUCCGCCGAAAGUGGGACAAAGAUGAAUAUGAGAAACUUGCAGAGAAGCGGCUCACCGAAGAGAGAGAAAAGAAAGAUGGCAAACCAGCUCAGCCCGUCAAAAGGGAACUUCUGCGGCACCGAGACUACAAAGUGGACCUGGAAUCGAAGCUGGGGAAAACCAUCGUCAUCACCAAAACUACCCCUCAGUCAGAGAUGGGAGGGUAUUACUGUAACGUAUGUGACUGCGUGGUGAAAGAUUCCAUUAACUUCUUGGAUCACAUCAAUGGCAAAAAACACCAGAGAAAUCUGGGCAUGUCCAUGCGGGUGGAGCGCUCCACGCUGGACCAGGUGAAGAAACGCUUUGAGGUGAACAAGAAGAAGAUGGAGGAGAAGCAGAAGGACUAUGACUUUGAGGAGAGGAUGAAGGAACUCCGUGAGGAGGAGGAGAAGGCCAAAGCCUACAAGAAGGAGAAGCAGAGAGAAAAGAAAAGGCGGGCGGAGGAAGAAUUGACAUUUGAAGAGGAUGACGAAAUGGCAGCUGUGAUGGGUUUCUCUGGUUUCGGCUCAACCAAAAAGAAUCACUGAGCAGCUCUGGACUCUCCUCUUUCUUGAAACAGAUUGUUUUUACCCAGGGGACUCUGGAUAUCUCUUAAAAGACUUGAUUGAGGACUUGUAUGUAAAUGUCCCAGUAGAAGUUGGCUGGAGGAGUCGAAAAGCGAUUCCAUGCUCUACCUGCGCUGCAGAACAAGCUCCGCCUGUCAUUAGCUUCCCAUCUCCUUCUGUGUCCUAGAUCUGGCUGCUCAUCACCGCUCUGUGGCCUCGCGUGUGCAGGGAAGUGUUCUGCUGGGUACGUUUUCGUGUCAAUAAAGUGCAACAGUUCUGUA